Hyalella azteca is the source of this 1131-nucleotide messenger RNA. RefSeq names its product sodium- and chloride-dependent taurine transporter-like. The record is from RefSeq and is a predicted model, not a curated record. Lineage: Eukaryota; Metazoa; Arthropoda; Malacostraca; Amphipoda; Hyalellidae. Gene Ontology annotation, biological process: sodium ion transmembrane transport. The coding region runs from base 142 to 615 and encodes 157 amino acids. Gene Ontology annotation, cellular component: membrane. The transcript is spliced from 4 exons.
GCUUUAACAAACAUAAACAUAAGAUUUCUGCUGAUGUAGGGCGCAGAAUGGAUUCGGGUUAUAUGACGUAAAAUUCUUCAACAGAAAGGGCAGUAUGUCUUCUACCUUAUCGACGUCUUCAAGUUCGGCAUUGGCAGUUUGAUGGCAGGCUUCUUCACCUGCGUCACCGUCCACUGGGUGUUUGGUGUCAACAAUUUCAGUGACAUGAUCGAGUUCAUGCUGGGCUUCCGCCCGUCCGUCCUCAUGCGCGUUGCCUGGGCCUGCAUCGCUCCUGUCACGCUGCUGGUGGUGUUCGUGGGUUCCUUGCUGCAGUGGCGUUGGCCGCUGUACGCCGGCACCAUCCACUACCCCGUGUGGGCGCUGGUGUUGGGCGCUGCCGCCCCCCUCGUCACCCUCGCCCCCCUCGUCAUUGUUGCUCUUGUGCACGUCAUGGAGCUCGUCUGGAACGGAAGGGGACGCGACAUCCUAAAGCACCAUCACCAAUGGGGCCCAGGUUGUCCCGUGGCCCGUCAACGACUCAACGAAGCCGUGCGACUCACUCGAGAGGCGCAGAGACUCAACACCCGCGUCACAAAGGGCUCCGUCAACAUAGCCUUCGACAGCACCGAUCUGUAGUGUAGCUUAAGGACCAUUUGACGGUGAUACAUCAUUCUCGAUUGCACGCCUUGGUUGAUUUUUUGCGUCGAUGCUCAUGUGCGUGCGGAGGGACGGCUCAGGUGGAGUCAAAGGACGACGGAAGAGAAGGAAAUACGCGCAAGAAGGAAGAGCGGCCAAAUAGGCCAUCGCCUUCACGGGACUGUCGAUCAAAGGAGGUGCUGAAUGCCGUGGCAAAAGGUGUUAGCUCCCAGGGAACUGUAGUGACCCAAACAAAACUAGUUCAGCACUGAGCGGUGGGUCAGGAAAGCGAAGCUCCAAUAUAAGAGACAGCGGGUGGCAGCUGAGCAACCAGAACCCUGUUGAUCUCAGCGGAUUCGGAUUCUCAGCAGAAAGUCCUUUUAGCUUCCGCAUAUGAACCCGCCGAAGAGGGACCACAAAAAGACUAAAUCUAGACUGGAGAGUAGCUUUGAUAGGUCUGUCUGCAGACGGAGCAGAAACGAUGUGAAAUGAGGUUUAAGGCCCUGAUUGAGAACC